Messenger RNA from Nestor notabilis (Kea), 1262 nucleotides. It is a transcript of the gene STK17B, whose product is annotated as serine/threonine kinase 17b. Gene Ontology annotation, molecular function: ATP binding; protein serine/threonine kinase activity. Lineage: Eukaryota; Metazoa; Chordata; Aves; Psittaciformes; Psittacidae. Gene Ontology annotation, cellular component: nucleus. Gene Ontology annotation, biological process: protein phosphorylation; positive regulation of apoptotic process; intracellular signal transduction. The record is from RefSeq and is a predicted model, not a curated record. Bases 39 to 1157 code for a protein of 372 amino acids. The transcript is spliced from 7 exons.
ACAGGUGACUGGUAGAAGUGGGAAACCUGUUUCUGACCAUGUCGAGAAGAAGGCUGGAGAAUAAAAGCCUUUCUGGCUUGUUAGCCACGUCUCUGCACACACAGAUCAAGACAGACAAUUUCCACAAUUUUUAUAUGCUUGAAUCGAAAGAGCUGGGAAGAGGAAGAUGUGCUGUGGUUAGAAAAUGUAUAGCUAAAUCCACAGGCCAAGAGUAUGCAGCUAAAUUUUUAAAGAAAAGAAGGAGAGGUCAAGACUGCAAAGCAGAGAUUCUUCAUGAAAUUGCUGUCCUUGAAUUAAUGAAAUCUAAUCCUCGUAUAGUUAAUCUCCAUGAAGUCUAUGAAACAGCAAAUGAAAUCAUCUUAGUGUUGGAAUAUGCUGCUGGAGGAGAAAUAUUUGACUUGUGUGUCCCAGAUCUGGAUGACAGAAUUGGGGAAAGGGAUAUUGUAAGACUCAUAAGACAGAUACUUGAAGGACUUCGCUGCUUGCAUGAAAACAACAUUGUUCAUCUUGAUUUAAAGCCUCAAAAUAUUUUGCUGAGCAGUGUCAAUCCUCUUGGUGAUGUAAAAAUAGUAGAUUUUGGUAUGUCUCGGAAGCUUGAGAAUUCUGGUGAACUACGGCAGAUCAUGGGAACAACAGAGUAUCUAGCUCCAGAAAUCUUAAACUACGAUCCCAUUACCACAGCUACAGAUAUGUGGAACAUAGGUGUAAUCUCAUACAUGCUGCUGACACAAGAAUCUCCAUUUGUUGGAGCUGAUAAUCAAGAAACUUACCUUAAUAUAUCUCAAGUUAACGUGGAUUAUUCAGAAGAAACAUUUUCAUCAGUUUCACAGCCUGCCAAAGACUUCAUUCAAAAACUUCUCAUAAAAAAUCCAGAGCAAAGACCCACAGCAGAGGCCUGUCUUUCUCAUCUGUGGUUGCAGCAAGGGGAGUUCACACUCUUGUGUAGCCCUGAAGAAACUUGCUGCUCUUCUCUGAUGCCAGGACACACCACAAAAUGUUCAGAAGAGCGGAAUGUAAAAUCUAGUUGUAAUGGUACCUGUAGCAACAAGGAAGACAAAGAAAACAUACCAGAGGACAGCAGUAUGGUCUCCAAACGCUUCCGUUUUGAUGAUUCACUGCAGUAUCCCCAAGACUUCAUGACAGACUUCAUAUGUUAAUGUGUAAUAUAGACUGUUAUAAAAUGAAUUCAGCAUAAUCUGUUCCAGUGGCAAAUAUAAGAUUAUGGCUUGCCAAUUCGUGCAGCAUUGGCAUACUAGAAAUGC